Molecule: messenger RNA, 1263 nt
Organism: Monopterus albus (swamp eel)
Lineage: Eukaryota; Metazoa; Chordata; Actinopteri; Synbranchiformes; Synbranchidae
Gene: mpc2b
Product: mitochondrial pyruvate carrier 2b
Exons: 5
Coding region: 302-682 (126 amino acids)
Biological process (GO): pyruvate import into mitochondria
Cellular component (GO): mitochondrial inner membrane
Source: RefSeq, a predicted model, not a curated record
GGUAGGUUGCGUCGCACAGAAAGUCACCUCGUCGUGUCGGUCAGAGAGAAGCUACUGUCUGGCAGCUAACAUCGUUAGCAUGGUCCCAUUGCUGUGGGGGAAAGGUCGACAGUAGGACAGUGGCAUCUAUCGUGUAAUCUAUCCGUCGUUUAUUUAUUUUUCAACAUCGUACAAAUAGGCGAAUUGAAACGGGUUCUGAAAUUCUUUGGAUUUUAAAGAAGUUCCGUAGCUAGCUAGCCAACCAUUUAGCUAGCUUCAAGUUUCGUUCAUUGUUUUUAUUUCGAUCAGAACAUCUACAACCAUGGCUGCGCUGAGAGCGUCUUACCACAGGAUUUUGGAUAGGAUCGAGCACUUGCUGCCUGCCAAACUGAGGCCUAUCUACAACCACCCAGCAGGUCCAAAAACAGUUUUCUUCUGGGCCCCGAUGUUUAAAUGGGGUCUGUUUGUGGUUGUUUUGCGUAAGAGGCCCCGCCCAGCCGAAAAACUCAGUACCUCCCAGUCUGCAGUACUAACAGCCACAGGGCUGGUCUGGUCCAGAUACUCAUUGGUCAUAAUCCCGAAGAACUGGAACUUGUUUGCUGUCAACUUCUUUCUCGGCUGCGCAGGAAGCUCCCAGCUCUACCGGAUCUGGAGGUAUGAGCAGAAUAAGAAAGCAGAAGCAAAAAAGGCUGCAGAGUCCUGAGCACUGUCCUGAUGUCAACUCUCCACCUACAGUGGACUGAAAAGGAGACUUCACCCCGGGCACCAGCUUGCCCCUACUCAUCAUCGCUACAUCAUCCCACGUUGUCUCCAUAUCCUCCAUGCCAUAGCCAUUAUUCCUCCACAUGAAGCCUGUUGCCCCUGUUGGGAAUGUGCACUGUUCCAGGAGUUUCAAAUUUCCCCAGGGCAUAAAAACAAACAAACAAACAAACAAAAACAAUUCUAAUUAUAGUCAGUACACUCAAACAGGAUGGUCAUCAAUGCACAAGUGUAACUGGUUCAAUAAGUUGUAUAAUUGUACAUUCAUUAAUUUAAUUUCAUGCUUAAUACUUGUUGCACUAGUCAUGAAUAUUUGCUUUUUUCCAUGGUCGUAAUUCAGGUGUAGCAAUCAGUAUCUAGUGCAAUAAUUUCCCAAAACAUGUAACUCUUGGAUUUGUGUUGAAUGUGGUUUAAGGAAUGUUUCCAAAUAAAGUCAAGAAGGGUGCCAUCUAAUUUAUCAUUAAUUUAUUUUCUGUCACAGCGUCUGUAUCUCAUGAUUAUUAAAUCAUUAUUGAUUACCAUGUA